AUGUAUCAAGGAGGGACCCGACUUGGCGGUGGUGCCUUCAACCAUGGCCCUUCGUCCGACGCCGAGCGGGAAUACGACCGCUUGCGCGACCUCGCCCGGAAAGAGAAGGGUCAACAGCAACACUUCGCCGCCGAAUCCCAACAAGCCUACCAGCGCGGCGACGGCGGCGAAGCCCACCGCCUAAGCGAGCAGGGCAAGCAACACGCCGCCAAAGCCGACCAAUACAACAAACAGGCCUCGGAGUUCAUCUUCCGGGAGAACAACGCGGUCGGCAAGGUCCCCGGCGACACCAUCGACCUCCACGGGCAGUUCGUCGAAGAAGCCGAGGAGAUCCUCGAGCAGCGCAUCCGCUACGCCCAGCAGACCGGCCAGUCCCACCUCCACGUCAUCGUCGGCAAGGGAAACCACUCGCCCGGCCACAUCCAGAAGAUCAAGCCCCGCGUCGAGCAGGUCUGCCGGGAGCUGGGCCUGCAGUACAACACGGAGCAGAACGAAGGGCGCAUGUUCAUCAACCUGCAGGGCGGCCAGGCGCAGAUGCCCGCGUUCGAUUACCAGCAGCACCACGAGCCGCAGCAUCAGAACUACGGCCAGCCGCACUAUCAGACCGCGUAUCCGCUCGGCAAUGGUCCGCAGUACGGCGGUGGGCAACACGGUGGCUACCCCGGCCAGCCGCAGAACCAGCAGCAGAUGCAAUACGGGGGACAGCCCGGGCACCCGCAGCAGCAGAUGCAAAUGGGUGGGCAGCAGCAGCAACAACAGCAGGAGUCGAUACAGUGCUGCGGGAUCAAGAUCUGCACGGUCAUGUGA
This is a messenger RNA of Dissoconium aciculare CBS 342.82, 807 nucleotides long. RefSeq names its product DUF1771-domain-containing protein. Lineage: Eukaryota; Fungi; Ascomycota; Dothideomycetes; Mycosphaerellales; Dissoconiaceae. Bases 1 to 807 code for a protein of 268 amino acids. The transcript has 2 exons. The record is from RefSeq and is a predicted model, not a curated record.